CGGGUGUUUUUUCAGUUCGUAUGGAUUGUCGGUAUAGUUUGUCAUUUUUGUCCACCAUGUUCGUACUGUUUGUAUGUCUUAAAAACACCCAGGUUGACUUUGGGAAGGAGCCCCUCUAUAUAGGGAUGGAGCCUCCAAAGUCAACCCGGGUGUUUUUUCAGUUCGUAUGGAUUGUCGGUAUAGUUUGUCAUUUUUGUCCACCAUGUUCGUACUGUUUGUAUGUCUAAAAAACACCCGGUUUGACUUUGGGAAGGAGCCCCUCUAUAUAGGGAUGGAGCCUCCAAAGUCAACCCGGUUUUUUUUUUCUUUUUGUAUGGUUUGUAUUGUUUGUCGGUCUAGUUUGUAUUGUUUGUACAGUUCAUACGUUUGUAAUGUUUGUAAAUCUGUUUGUAUGUUUUGUCGCUCUAGUUUGUAGUGUUCGUAUGUUUGUAUGGUUUGUACUGAUUCUAAGUCCGGUUUGUAUACUUCGUAAUUUUCCAUAAUACCCAAACUACCCCUGUCAUUAAUUAAAUAGCCCUUCCCACUUUUUAACCAUCAGAUUGAUGUGUCCAGAUCUAAGGGCUGGGAGGGGCUUAGUCAAGCGACUAAGCACCCCCCUUAGUCACCGAAUCCGCUCUCAGCUAAAAAAUACUAUAAAUUAAUGGAUUUCAUUUUUAAAGGAUCUAUAUUUAUUUACUUAAUUUUGGGAUAAUUUUAUCUCAAAAAACAAUAACAAGAAAAUCUGCAUAGAUGACGCGGAUUCUCAACAGUGCCAAACCUUUCUUCAUUUAAUUUAGCGUUAGAGUCCAUUGGGGACACCUUGAUAAAUCCCAAAUCAAUUAAAUAUUUAAUUCUCAAUUAUUGGAGACAAUUUUAUCAGUUUGUCGCUAAAAUCAAUUAAAGUGGUAUUAUCGGAGAUGGAAUAAAAUGAUUGUCCCCUAUAUUUGUCCCCUAUGCUUAUAAAUUUUGUAGUGUAUCUUCGAUUAGUCCAAGCUCAAAUUAUUUAGCUCAUUUUACUUGAUCCAAACGAGUUAUUUUAGCUAAAAUAAAUUACACAAAUCAUUAAUGGCAAUGCAAGCUAUUGUUUGAUUUUGGUGAUUGUUUGGUUGGGAUAGUUACAAUGCAUCGUUUUUUUGAAUUUUUCGCACAAACAAUACAUGCAUUGUUCGCUUGAAGUGACACAAAAUAUCACUCAAAAUGAGUGAUAGUUAAAUCUCAAGUUUUGGUUGAGAUUGUUGAGAUUGUUUGAUUGAGAUUGUUGUAUUUUUGUCUUCCAUCUUUUUAUAUGUGUUGCUUUUUUAUACUAAAAACAAAGGGUACAAAUGACAUUUCACCCAUAAAGUAAUAUAAUUUAUUUAAACACUACAAUAACUAUCGCAGAAACCAAACAAUAUAAACUAUAAUACACCAUUUUUCUUAUAUAGAUGUAUAUUAUUAUGCAUGUAUUGAUAACAAUACAUCGAUUUAACUAUCACCAAAUUCCAAUACCAAACCACCCUACAUUAUGCUCUUGUAUAUACGAAACAGAAAACAGAGAGAAGAAAAAAAGAAAAUACGAGUAAAUUACAGGUAAUUUCCAGACCAGACUCAGCCAAUCAACAAUGUAUUAUAUAAACAUUAUGUAUUCUCUCCCUCUUUCUUUCUCUCCCUUUUCCCCUUCUACCCUGUUCCCUUUUCCUGGUUCUUGCGCCAUAUGCCAAAGAACUCCUGCAGCUGCCAUUAAUGGAGCUUUCAACCUCAACCUGCAGAAUAUCUGCAACUCAAUUAAGGGAUCAACAGAAGAUCUUGUAGAGGUGAAGGAAGAGAUUUACCAUAUUGAAGAGGAGCCAGUUAGGCCGCCCGCCAGAACCAAUGAGAGGAGAACCAAUCCAGAGGUGAAAGCCAGAGCAGUGACUAACCCGCCGCCCAAACCACCUGAGAAGAAGUCAAUCAACAGGCAAUGGAGUUAUUCCACUCAGGGGAGUGGAGAUAGAGUGUUUAAUGUUUGGCAGGGGGGAAAGGUAAGCAUUUACUCUGUUUUCCCAGAGGAAGCUCAACAGACCCUAUCGACAAAGAGAAUUUACUGCCAUAUCCCAGAUGGGGCAGAGAGAAAGGGUGAACUCGAGUAAAUUAUUGGACUCCAACAUAGCGUACAAGAGCCACACAGGCUUACAAGUAAGGUGCACGGUGAACAUAAAUGCUCUGACCUCACCUGGUGGCAGCCAUCUAGAAGAAAAGCUCAGAGGAGGAGGAAACUUACCAGCAGGGGAUAUAGCUCGGCGAGUAGCUGUUGCCAUAAAUGGCAUAUUCAAGG
Messenger RNA from Linum trigynum, 2272 nucleotides. NCBI's taxonomy places the organism in Eukaryota, Viridiplantae, Streptophyta, Magnoliopsida, Malpighiales, Linaceae. The record is from the annotation of a GenBank genome assembly.